Molecule: messenger RNA, 1404 nt
Organism: Nicotiana tabacum (common tobacco)
Lineage: Eukaryota; Viridiplantae; Streptophyta; Magnoliopsida; Solanales; Solanaceae
Source: RefSeq, a predicted model, not a curated record
AUGGGUCUUCCACACGAGGAUCCACAACAGCAUAUCCUGAAUUUAUUGGAGAUUAGUGAUACUUACAUCACUAACAAGGUCACUCCAGACUAUGUGAGGCUUAUACUUUUCCCGUUCUCUUUGUUGGGUAAAGCAAAGCGAUGGCUGAAGGCAGAAUCGACUAAUUCUAUUACAUCAUGGAAUGAUCGAGCAAGGAAAUAUUUGGCAAGGUUCUUCCCUUCAGGCAAAACUGCAAAGAUUAGAAAUUUCCACAUUGACCAACCAAGUCAAUCAGAUGACCUUGGUUAUUAUCAAGCAACAAGCUCAGCCAGUGCAACAUGUAGGCCAGGCAAACCAGUAUGGGAACACUUACAAUCACAGUUGGAGGAACCACCCAAAUUUCUCUUGGGUGGAAACCAAGGUGCUCAGAAUCAAUACCGGCCACAAGUACCUCAACAACAAUAUAGACCACCUCAGGCUGAACAAUAUACAAACUCGACAAGUCACCUUGAGGAAAUGAUGAAGGAAGUUAUGGCUGACCAGCAGGCCCAAACAACAGAGAUGAUGAAAAGAGUGAUGGCUGACCAGCAGGCCCAAGUAGCAGCAAUGAGAAAUUUGGAGCGACAAUUGGGACAACUUGCCAGUGCCCAAAAUACUCGACUAGUUGGAGCUCUUCCAAGAGACACUGAGGCUAAUCCUAAAUCAUCUAUUAAUGAUGUGUCAUUGAGGAAUGGGAGACAAUUAGAAGAAGUCCAGUCGAAAAGGAGAAAAUAUGUGAUUUUUAAUGAGAAGCCGGACACUAUAGAGUCACAAUCAGAAAAAUUAAAGGAGUUAGAGAAGCCAGCUGAAGAGGCAGUGGCUAAGGAACCCCCACCAUUAGCUGCGAGGCCACCACCCCCAUUCCCUCAAAGAUUGCGGAAAGUGAAGGAUAAUGCUGCCUAUAAAAAGUUUCUUGAUAUUUUGAAGCAAGUGCAAAUCAAUAUUCCACUGGUAGACAUUCUGCAAGAAGUGCCCAAAUAUGCAAAAUACAUCAAGGACAUACUGGCAAAUAAAAGGAGGUUGAUCGAAUUCGAGACUGUGGCACUUACCGAGGAAUGUAGCUUAAGAAUCCAAAGCAAGCUACCUCAGAAAUUGAAGGAUCCUGGUAGUUUCACUAUCCAAAUCUCCAUUGGUAAGCAUGCAGUCAGGAGAGUUUUGUGUGAUCUUGGGUUGAUGCCGCUAUCUGUGUUCAGACAGUUGGGCUUCGGUGAGCCGCCCCCAACAACAGUAAUCUUACAAUUGGUUGAUCGCUCCCUUGCUCAUCCUGAAGGAGUGAUUGAAGAUGUGUUAGUUCAAGUGGGGUCUUUCAUAUUCCCUGUUGAUUUCAUUAUCUUAGACUACGAACUUGAUCAGGAAGUCCCAUUUAUUUUGGGGCAUCUAUUUUAG